AUGUCAACUAAUAACAUGUCAAAAGAAACUGAGGUUCCAACCCUAACUUCAGGAAUGCUCAAUAUAGGACUCUCAAUCGUUGGCUCAUUAUCAGCUUUAAAUCCUAUUAUUAGUUCUAUUUAUGAAAUUUUAAGCGCAAUAAUCCAAAUUGAUGAUAAAGCUCAAUAUAAUAAAAAAAUAUCAAAAUCUAUUUUAGGUCGUGUAUUAACUGCCGAAGCAGCUAUAAAAUUUCUAUUAGUUCAAAAAGAUGAAUAUGAAGUUAAAUUUGCUGAUUUAAAAUUUCAAGAAUCAUUGGUCACUUUUAAAAAUAUUUUAGAUAAAAUAAAAGAUUUUGCUGAACAAGUGACUCAAUUAAGAGGAAUUGAAAGGUUGAUUAAUGCUCAAGCUAUAGAAAAGAAUUAUAAAGAUUUAAUGGAAGAGUAUGAAGCUUGUUUAAAUAAUUUACAGUUUACAAUGAUCGUUCUUACUGAUGAACAAAGAAGACUUGAUAGUGAAUGUUUAAAAAGUGAUAUUGCUGAUACAAAAAAGUUUAUGGAAGGUUUUGCUAAUUAUCAUAAAGAGCAAACGAAUAUUAUUUAUCAAGAAAUUAAGUGUAUCAAAAAUAAACUUCUUUAUUCUGAUGAUUCAUCAACAUCAAUUGAUGUACGAACAAUUGAAACAAAUUUAUUAAAAGAACCACCACAUGGUAGUCCUGAUGAUCGUCAAAGUUUUGAUAGUUUUGAUAAUUUCGAUGAUCUUGAUCCUAAUAACAUCAAUAAUAAACGUAUUAAGGAAGAAUUUAAACAAUUAAUUGAACGAGCAUGGAAACAAACUCCAGAAGAAAGGAUUGGUAUUACUGAAUUAUAUUUAAGACUUUCGGAAUUAUCUUCGAUUAUUAAAAAGUCACCGUCUCUGACUCAAAAAAUAAAAUCGGUCAAAAUAUUAUUUUAA
Messenger RNA from Scutellospora calospora, 930 nucleotides. The record is from the annotation of a GenBank genome assembly. Lineage: Eukaryota; Fungi; Glomeromycota; Glomeromycetes; Diversisporales; Gigasporaceae.